AUGUCUAACAACACGACAGUUGAGCUGAACGUGACACAUAUCACGCCAGAGUUUGACUGGGAGCCGUAUUUCUACACGAGUUCCCCGUAUGGAGAACUCCAGCUCGUGUACCUGGGCGGCUCGCUGCUGCUGGCGGUUGUCGGGAACACCGCGGUGCUGCUGACCGUCCUUCUCACAGAGGACCUCCAGACGCCGGGAAACGUCCUGCUCUGUGCGCUGGCAGUCUCCGACAUCUUCCAGGCCGUCAGCAAGAUCUCAGUGGCCAUGUAUUUCCUGGUCAUACAAGAGUCGCUAUCUUGUGGUCCUUUUCAAGUUGCAGCCAGCUUCGCGUACCUUUUCUUCGUGAUGUUCUCCAUCUGUAUCAUCGCACCCAUCUCACUGGAUAGAUACUGGUACAUCAAUACCCCCCUGCGCUACCCGGACAUCAUGACCAUGCCCCGCACGGCACUACUGACAGGGGCUGCCGCACUCGCAGCCUUCAUCGCUGUCGUUCCGCCUCUGAUCGAGGGAGAGCGUGACAGCUUCUUUCCGACAUACUUCAUGUGCAGGUAUGGGCUAAUCUCUUAG
Branchiostoma floridae (Florida lancelet) is the source of this 567-nucleotide messenger RNA. Its product is annotated as 5-hydroxytryptamine receptor 1A-alpha-like. The transcript is spliced from 2 exons. The record is from RefSeq and is a predicted model, not a curated record. Gene Ontology annotation, cellular component: membrane. Gene Ontology annotation, molecular function: G protein-coupled receptor activity. Gene Ontology annotation, biological process: G protein-coupled receptor signaling pathway. Lineage: Eukaryota; Metazoa; Chordata; Leptocardii; Amphioxiformes; Branchiostomatidae. Bases 1 to 567 code for a protein of 188 amino acids.